AUGGCGACCGGGCAUCACCAUCCUCACCGGACGUCGUCCCGCUUUCCUCCAGGAAUCUUCGUGAACCUGCAAGUCGGGGUAUCAUGUUCAAAAGACGAUAGACCCCACACGGCAUCAGUCAACUAUGCAACAAGGAGCAUGAGAGAAAGAUUGUAUCGCCAACAGCAGGAGGAAGAAUGGCGAUUACUGCAACUACAACAACACCCUCAGGAUCUGAUGCCGGCGAAUGGACAGUACGCAGUUCGCCACUCGCGGCAUCAUCAACACAACCGUGAGCAGCGACGGUUAACGGUCAGGACGAGAGAGCAGCAUGAGAGAGGCAGCUCCGCUCCACCAGCUUUGUCUGAUAGACUCCAACCUUUCAGUCCCGUUAGCCCUAUUGGACCCAUCCAUCCUCACGAUCCCGUCCUCGGCAUCACACACACACACAGCUUACCGCCUCCGGGGACAGAAAGGCCCCUUCCUCCACUACCUUCUCGGUUCCGUCUUGGUGAAGAUGAAUUGCCAUGGUCAUCGGAACCUUGGUAUCAGCCUCAAUCGCCGAGUUAUCGAGCACCUUCGAUCCUCUCAAUUGAGCAUGAGGAUCGACGUGGGGAGGACCCCCAAAGAGUACGGGAGCUGGAGACGUUGCAUGCGGCUAUGAUGACUGUGGAUAGUAUUCCUCAUGAUGGAUGGGAGCCAUGGACGUGGGAUAGUGUGGGGGAAAUGCCCAGGGGACCACUAAGUCUGGGUUGGGCUGUGAGCAGAGACGAUUCGACGUUAUCGCCGGUUUCUCCACCAGGUCCCCCGCCCCCGCCACCGUACGUCGUCAGUCAAUGGGAGCAAACAUUUGGACGGAACGACGGUAUACGACCUAUGAGUUCAGGAUGA
This is a messenger RNA of Hyaloscypha bicolor E, 870 nucleotides long. RefSeq lists its product as uncharacterized. Bases 1 to 870 code for a protein of 289 amino acids. Lineage: Eukaryota; Fungi; Ascomycota; Leotiomycetes; Helotiales; Hyaloscyphaceae. The transcript has a single exon. The record is from RefSeq and is a predicted model, not a curated record.